AUGUCGUCGAAACUGAUCCCGGCCAACCCGGCCGACGUUAUGGUCAUCCGCAAUAUCACGCCCAGUGUUGUGACGUUCUCAGUGCCAUUCAAGAGGUUCGGCACGAUCCCCGUUGGCGGUCGAGGCACAGUGGUGAAACUCACCUCUGGCGCGCUCGCCGUCUUCUCGCCCGUCGCCAUGACCGAUGAUGUGAAAGCCAAGCUGGCCGAGCUCGGAGGCACGGUCAAGUACAUCAUCGCGCCGGACAUUGAGCACCACAUCUUCAUCACGGAGUGGCACCAGGCCUACCCCGAGGCCAAGAUCAUCGGCCCGGAGGGCCUGCCCGAGAAGCGUGUGAAGCAGUCCGCCAACGACCCCAAGAUCGGCAAGGAGGAGUUUGCCGUCGUCUUCACGGCCAAGGACAAGCUCAACAUCAAGGUCGACGAGGAGUUCGACCGCGACUUCCAGUAUGAGUACGUCGACAGCCACGCCAACAAGGAGCUGGUCUUCCUGUACAAGCCCGAGCGCAUCAUGAUUGAGGCCGACCUCAUGUUCAACCUGCCCGCUGAUGAGCAGUACUCGAGGUGCCCUGAGAGCGAGAAGAAGGUCGGUUUCCCGGGCAAGCUGUUUGUGAACAUGCAGUCGACCCAGGGCGAUGCGAAGGGCAUGAAGCGGUUCUUGUGGUACGUCUUGAGCGCAAGGGACAGGAACGGUUUCAAUGAGAGCGUCAAGAGGAUCAAUGACUGGGACUUUGAUACGCUUAUUCCUUGCCAUGGAGAGACGCUGGUUGGAACCGGAAAGGAGACGUUUACGCGCAUUUUCGAAUGGCACCUUUCUGGCAAGAAGUAG
Molecule: messenger RNA, 828 nt
Organism: Diaporthe citri
Lineage: Eukaryota; Fungi; Ascomycota; Sordariomycetes; Diaporthales; Diaporthaceae
Exons: 2
Coding region: 1-828 (275 amino acids)
Source: RefSeq, a predicted model, not a curated record